Molecule: messenger RNA, 546 nt
Organism: Stylonychia lemnae
Lineage: Eukaryota; Ciliophora; Spirotrichea; Sporadotrichida; Oxytrichidae
Source: the annotation of a GenBank genome assembly
AUGUUCAAGGGACUCAUUCUUGCCAUUGUUGGUUUUGCUUGCAUCAGCCAAUCAUAAGCCUUUACACAAGUGACUGUCAAGCAACUUGCCCAAGCUAAAUCUUUAUCACAUGCUAAGUCAACAUCCCGUGUUUUAGCAUAUACCUACUCUGAAUCAUCCGUUUAAGCUAAAGCCAAGACUAGUCAAGGCUCCCACAUUGAAGGAGAAGGUGAGGAUUAACAUCUAGAACUUGAUGAUGAGGCAGCAGAUUAACUUCAUGAGCUCUGUGAACACAUCGAAGAUCCUGAAGAUCUACCAGAUAUAGUAAGGGAAGAUCUUUAUGAAUGGGCUGAUAGACAUCUUGAGGCUUUCGAUGAAGGAGUUGAUAUCAUUCAACUUAUAGUUGACACUUGCGAAGAGUUCCAUGAUGAAGAAGGAGAAGGCGAACACGAAGGUGAAGGCGAACACGAAGGUGAAGGCGAACACGAAGAAGGUGAAGGUGAAAGCGAAGAAGAAGAAGAAGAAGAAGAAUUAGCAGCAGCUACUGUAGUUGAAGCUUCUUCUUGA